GCAGCCACAAUUUUGGACUCCCUAUUUCUCCUACUUUCUUACUCCUUUCAGGGAGUGAAUGAAUCUGACAUAUCCAACAUUAACACAAUUCCUCCAGGACUGUACCUUCCUCUGGCCUAACUCUGAUGGCAGCACUGACAAGAAAAAGAAACAAUGAAUCUCCAGUCUCAAUGAGGGAAUCUUUUGUUCUUGUACUUGCUUCCUGUUUAACAGUUUGUGGUACUGCCAUAGACACCAUUACUAUCGGUAGGCCUGUCCAAGACAAUGAAACUAUAGUAUCCUCCGGGCAAACCUUCAAGUUGGGCUUUUUUAGUCCUGCAAACACUAGUAAUCGCUAUGUUGGAAUCAUGUACAAUAUUCCUGGAACAACUGUUAUAUGGGUAGCUAACAGGGACAAACCUGUUAAGGAUUCUACCGGAAUUUUGACAAUUGCAGAAGACGGUGACCUUGUAAUCUUGAAUGGGGAGAGGGAGACCAUAUGGUCUUCUAAUGUUUCAAAGUCGGUGGCAAGCUCAAGUGCCAAACUUUUGGAUACUGGGAACUUAGUCUUGACAGACAACUCAGAUGGAAGUACGAUGUGGGAGAGUUUCCAAAUUCCUACUGAUUCUUUGGUGCCAAAGAUGAGAUUAAGUGCGGGUGCAAAAGAGAAGCUCCAACUAACUUCCUGGAGAAGCCCUUCUGAUCCUUCCAUUGGAGAUUUCUCUGCAGGCUUUCAUCUUUUCCGACCUCCGCAGUUCUUUGUUUGGGAGAAUAAUGUACCUUGCUGGCGCAGUGGUCCAUGGAGUGGUAAUACGUUCAUCGGAAUACCUGGCAUGAGUUCUGCUUAUCAGAGUCGAUUAGAUCUGGUGGAGGACAAUUCAGGAUCUACUUAUUUUACCUACAACUCUGUAAAUAAUCCGGCUCUGUUCUACUACUCAUUGAAUUCCUCAGGGUGUUUACAGGCAAAGGUCUCAAUUGGAAAAGGAGAUUGGAGUGUAACGUGGUCAAGUCUAGAAAGCCAAUGUGAUAUUUAUGGCAAAUGUGGACCUUUUGGAAGCUGCAAUCGUCUACAGUCACCAAUUUGUACGUGUUUGCAAGGUUUUAAGCCAAGAGAUGAAGAGGAAUGGAACAGAGGACAUUGGAGUGGUGGAUGCAUAAGAAAGGAAUUGUUGAAAUGUGAGAGAAAUCAAUCUUCCAGUACAGAUGCCAAAGAAGAUGGAUUUGUUAGACUCCCAAACAUGAAAGUUCCAGAUUUCCUUGUGCUGGUAGUAAUCUCAGAAGAAGCAUGUGGUAGUUCUUGCUUGAAAAAUUGCUCUUGCACAGCUUAUGCAUAUUACAAAGGGAUAGGAUGUAUGCACUGGAGUGGCAACCUAAUCGAUGUGCAGCACUUCUCCUAUGAUGGGGCAGACUUGUAUGUACGCGUACCUUAUUCUGAACUUGAUAAAAAGAAGGAUACGAAAGCAGUCACUGCAGUCAUAGUGGUUGCAGCAUCUUUAUUUAUUGCCGUCUCUCUUUAUUUUUGUUGGAAAAGGUGGGCUAAGCACAAAGGUAAAGACCAAGAUGAUCAGGUGUCUUUGUUUGAACCUACGUAUAAUGUGGAAAACAUGGUCAACAAAACUGGGGACCGAGCCAAGUUAGGAGAGCUACCUCUGUAUACUUAUGAAACACUAGCUAAAGCAACAGAUAACUUUGAACCAUGCAAUGAGCUGGGCAAAGGUGGUUUUGGUCAAGUCUACAAGGGAAAGCUGUUAGAUGGCCAGGAAAUUGCAGUGAAAAGGCUUUCCAACACUUCUGGCCAAGGCAUUGAGGAGUUUAUGAAUGAAGUUGUGGUCAUUUCUAAACUCCAGCACCGGAACCUUGUUAGACUCAUUGGCUGCUGUGCUGAAAGAGAAGAGAAAAUGCUAGUCUAUGAAUACAUGCCAAACAAAAGCCUGGACUUCCAUCUAUUCGAUUCUGAUAAGCCAAGUGUACUUGAUUGGAAAAAACGCGUCACCAUCGUUGAUGGGAUUGGCAGAGGCCUCCUUUACCUUCACAGAGAUUCAAGAUUAAAAAUCAUUCAUAGAGAUCUAAAGGCAAGCAAUAUUCUCUUAGAUAAAGAGCUGAGACCCAAGAUAUCAGAUUUUGGCUUGGCAAGAAUUUUUGGAGGCAAUGAAGAUCAAGCCAAUACAAGGAGGGUUGUGGGUACAUAUGGCUACAUUGCCCCGGAAUAUGCAAUGGAAGGCAUGUUUUCAGAAAAGUCAGAUGUCUACAGCUUUGGGGUGCUGCUAUUAGAGAUUGUGACAGGAAGGAGAAAUAGUAACUUCUAUUAUCACGAGAAUGAGCUGAGUCUACUUGGAUAUGCCUGGAAAUUGUGGAAUGAAAAAGAAGCAGUUAAACUGAUAGAUGCAGCUAUCUUUGUCCCGGGUAUCGAAAAAGAGGUCUUGAGAUACGUCCAUGCAGGGCUAUUGUGCGUGCAAGAAUUUGCAAAAGAUAGGCCAGAUAUCUCUGCUGUUCUAUCCAUGCUUAACAGUGAAACUUCAAAUCUCCCUCUUCCCAAAUUACCGGCUUAUACAAGAAGAUUAGGAUCUUCAGUAAGUGAUUCUUCUUCGCAAAGGGUUGAUUCUAUUAACAAUGUCACUGUAACGAUUGUUGAAGGCCGAUAACAGAAUCCACUUCACAGUAUGCAGUACUAGUAAUGCAUUCAACAAGAUGGAUGUAGCACAACAUCAGUUUGCUUUGGAGGUAUCAGCAUACAAUCAGCUGCUUGGUUAUAUUUAUGCAUCUCAGUCUGGGUGACCAUAUAUUUGACAGCUUACUGGGUAUAAAGUAUAUAAAUAACUGUUUACUUGCUAUCAUGGACAGUUUUAGCAAUAGUCUCUCCUAUGAAUACUUUCUUCUAGUCUCUGUUUCUUAGGCUGACUUUAUGCAUCUCAAAUUAUUUUCUCAGAGAUAAGAGCAGAUUUCAAUGCACAAUUUGGAUUAUUUGCAGAAAACCAUUAGUUUCGGGAUGACGUAUUUGGAUGUCAAUGCCUUACCCAUGGUUCUAGAAUGGAUUUUUAGUACUUUUACUAUUCGACAGAUAACUCAAUUUUAGGAAAUUUUUAUGUUCAUAUUUCUUUAUCUAUAUACGAAUUUUCAUGCUUG
Messenger RNA from Coffea arabica (coffee), 3102 nucleotides. RefSeq names its product G-type lectin S-receptor-like serine/threonine-protein kinase At1g11300. Lineage: Eukaryota; Viridiplantae; Streptophyta; Magnoliopsida; Gentianales; Rubiaceae. Gene Ontology annotation, biological process: protein phosphorylation; recognition of pollen. Gene Ontology annotation, molecular function: protein serine/threonine kinase activity; ATP binding; zinc ion binding. The record is from RefSeq and is a predicted model, not a curated record. Gene Ontology annotation, cellular component: plasma membrane.